AUGCUUAAUGUACAUGAUAAAGAUUAUAGAGUUCUGGAUUUGGUACGACAACGUGAAAUACAGGAUUCUGUAGCACGUGCAGUCUCUCAGAAACUACAUGUCACAGAAAAUUUGAUUUCUCGGUUAGGAUUAGAGAAAGAAUUGGUUGGGCAUAAAGGAUGCGUUAAUUGCUUAGAAUGGAACGAAAGUGGACAAAUUCUUGCUUCAGCAUCCGAUGACAUGAAUAUUAUCUUAUGGGAUCCAUUUCGAUAUGAAAAAAAAUUGGUACUACGAACAGGUCAUGAAGGAAAUAUAUUUUCUGUCAAGUUUCUGCCAAAAUCAAAUGAUAGUAUACUAGUAUCAGGUGCUGGGGAUGGCAAAGUACGAGUUCGUGAUUUAACACUUCUUGAACCUAUACUUAUAUGCAAUUGCCAUAUAGGCCGUGUCAAACGCAUUACCACUGCAUCUACUGUACCUUUCCUCUUUUGGAGUGCUGCAGAAGAUGGUCUUAUUUUACAACAUGACAUUCGUACACCACACACCUGCAGAAACAAUGAAUCUAAUACUGUGUUAAUAAAUCUUGUUAACCAUAUGGGUCGGUAUGCAGAAGCCAAAUGUAUCGCCAUAAAUCCAAAAAGACCAGAAUUAAUAGCCAUUGGAGCCAAUGAUGCCUAUAUACGAAUGUACGAUCGCAGAAUGAUUAAGCUGUCUCAGAGAGGAAAUUUAAGUAUGCACCAUGCCGGUGCAGGUGAUCCAGAUGAGAAUAUACCAUUGGGUUGCGCACAGUAUUUUAUCGCGGGCCAUCUGCACUCUCGACAGCGUGACAAUAAUAGGAGUCUUACUACUACCUACUUAACCUUCAGUGCCGAUGGGAAUGAACUUCUUGUUAACAUGGGCGGUGAACAGAUUUAUUUGUUCGACAUCAACAAUCCAAAGAAUGUGAAGACCUGCUUUGGUUAUACUACUAAUGGUUAUUCAGGAGACUUUGGGAACUGCUACCUGGAGAAAAACGGCGAGGACAAUGCGGAUUAUACUAAGAAAAAUGUGAAAGUUCUGCCACCUUAUGUAGAGGAAUUAAAAUCUCAAGCUAAUGAAAAUUUUGAGCAACAGAAAUAUGCUUUGGCAAUUACUUUAUACGACAAGGCAAUUAGUUAUUGUCCUACAGCUGCAGUGCUUUACGCUAAUAGAGCUGCCGCAUAUAUGAAACGUACUUGGGAUGGUGAUAUAUAUGCUGCUCUUAAAGACUGUCAAACAACAUUACUUCUUGAUCCAGAACAUGUAAAAGCACGUUUUAGACUGGCACGUUGCCUUUUUUAUUUACAUCGAGCAACUGAAGCUGAUAAAGUACUUAAAGAAUUUCAACAAAAGUUUCCGGAGUAUGCAUCUAAUUCUGCGUGUAAAGCAUUAAAAAUGGAUAUAAAGGAAGCUUUAGAUUCUGGUGGAGAUAGUAACACGAGUCAAUCGAUGCUACAAAUAUCAGAAUAUGAGGAAGAAUGGCGACGUAACACGAUUGACUAUAAGAUGAGAUUUUGUGGACACUGUAAUACUACAACUGAUAUAAAAGAAGCUAACUUUUUUGGAAACAAUGGUCAGUACAUUGUAGCAGGAUCAGAUGAUGGUUCCUUUUUUAUUUGGGAUCGUCAUACAACGAAUAUUAUUCGCGUACUAAGAGGAGAUGAACGCAUUGUAAAUUGUCUUCAACCUCAUCCAUCUACAUGUUUAUUAGCUACUAGUGGUAUUGAUCCGGUAAUCAGAUUAUGGAGUCCUUUACCUGAGGAUGGUAGUGUUAACGAAAGGGAAAUUCAAAAUUUAGAAGACGCUGCAACCGCAAAUCAAAUACGUAUGAACAGCGAUCCAUUUGAAGUAAUGCUCAUGAAUAUGGGAUAA
Molecule: messenger RNA, 1866 nt
Organism: Dufourea novaeangliae
Lineage: Eukaryota; Metazoa; Arthropoda; Insecta; Hymenoptera; Halictidae
Gene: adp
Product: WD and tetratricopeptide repeats protein 1-like
Exons: 13
Coding region: 1-1866 (621 amino acids)
Biological process (GO): negative regulation of fatty acid biosynthetic process
Cellular component (GO): Cul4-RING E3 ubiquitin ligase complex; cytoplasm
Molecular function (GO): protein binding
Source: RefSeq, a predicted model, not a curated record